AUGUUAUCCUUCAUGUCGUUGCUCUCCUUUGUUACUGCGGUCCUUCUGUUAAGCUUGAGCAAUGCACAAAUAAUGUUUGGCUUUUACAAAUUUGUCUGCCCUAAUGCUGAAUAUGUUGUUUAUAAUGAAAUGGUGGACAUCCUUUCUGUAGCUCCAAGCCUCGCUGGUCCUUUGCUGAGGAUGCAUUACCAUGACUGCUUCGUUAAGGGAUGUGAUGCUUCAAUACUGUUGAAUCCUACAUCAAAUAACGUUACAGAGAAAGUUGCGGCUCCAAAUUUAAGCAUUAGAGGCUACGGAGUGUUCGAUCGAAUUAAGGAAAAAUUAGAAGAAACUUGCCCUGGGAUUGUCUCUUGUGCAGAUAUUGUAGCACUGGUUGCAAGGGAUGUGGUUGCCUUGACCCAUGGACCGUUCUAUCCGGUAGAAACUGGCAGAAGAGAUGGUACAAGAUCUGAUGCCCAAGACGUGAUCGGCAACCUCCUGCCAUCAACUUCCAACAUAACCGCUCUCAAGAACGUCUUCCUUCAAAAAGGCCUUUCUAUUAAGGAUCUUGUUGUUCUAUCAGGAGCUCACACUAUUGGAACUUCUCAUUGCUCAUCAUUCUCAAGCCGACUCUACAACGCGACAGGUCAGAGCGACACAGAUCUGACGCUGGAUAAGACGUAUGCGCAGAAGCUGAAGAGCAAAUGCAAGCCCAACGAUCAAAAUACUCUAGUGGAAAUGGACCCUGGGAGUUUCAAGACAUUUGAUGUCGGCUACUUUAAGCAAGUUUUGAAGGGCAGGUCUCUGUUUCUUUCCGACGAAGCUCUGUUGCACGACAGAGAGACGAGGACAUAUGUCGAGCGCCAGGCAAUGGCAAGCCCCGCUGAGUUCUUCAAAGAUUUUGGUAUUUCUAUGCUCAACAUGGGAAGGCUUGAGGUUCUCACAAAUGAGCAAGGUGAAAUCAGGAAGAACUGUGGGUUUGUUAAUUGAAUAAUUAAGGUUAAUGAUAGAAAUAAUAUAAAGCUAUAGCGGUUGGGAGGAGAUAGAGAUAAAAAAAAUUAUAUAUUUUCGUAAUGGUUCUGCAAGUUGUUAAGAAUAACAUACGGUACAUGGACUUUUUUAUUGAUUAUUAAAAUG
This is a messenger RNA of Phalaenopsis equestris, 1116 nucleotides long. RefSeq names its product peroxidase 1-like. The coding region runs from base 1 to 969 and encodes 322 amino acids. Gene Ontology annotation, biological process: response to oxidative stress; hydrogen peroxide catabolic process. Gene Ontology annotation, molecular function: heme binding; peroxidase activity. Lineage: Eukaryota; Viridiplantae; Streptophyta; Magnoliopsida; Asparagales; Orchidaceae. The record is from RefSeq and is a predicted model, not a curated record. The transcript is spliced from 4 exons. Gene Ontology annotation, cellular component: plant-type cell wall; plasmodesma.